This is a messenger RNA of Dicentrarchus labrax (European seabass), 1955 nucleotides long. It is a transcript of the gene tmem276a, whose product is annotated as transmembrane protein 276a. The record is from RefSeq and is a predicted model, not a curated record. The transcript is spliced from 4 exons. Gene Ontology annotation, cellular component: membrane. Lineage: Eukaryota; Metazoa; Chordata; Actinopteri; Moronidae. The coding region runs from base 435 to 1337 and encodes 300 amino acids.
ACGCAUCAAACUUUGGCCAUCUUUUUCUAUCACUUCUGCCCAUGAUCAGCAAGUGCAGGCCUGAGGGCUCGUUGUGCUUUCAAAUAUUUGCUCUGUCUCCAUCUGCUGGAAAGAAACGUGGGACUGACCAGUAUCUAGGCUAGACUGAGUUCAGAGGCAUAGAGGAGACAACCAAAAUAGCUCAUCGAGGCCCAAAUUUAUUUAUCCUCCGCUUCGAAAUUUGGCUCCUUUUCGGCAGUGGUUGAGAAAUCUAAAGAAAAUGAGGGCUUUGGGGAUUUAUCUGCGUUUCAGAUUUCCACGUAUUGCUGUAUUUUCUCUCCACCUCCAGUACUGACAGCAGCAGCAGCAGCAGCAUCAGCAUCAGCAGCAGCCAGGAGCGGAGUCCUGCUGUCCCGUGGAUCCAUCACUGCACCGAGGAGAGAUACGCAUGGAACAUGGCUGCUAUGAGGACUUUAACCGUGGCGGGUCUCUUUUUGGCAUUUUGCGCGUUGGGACUGAUAGCGGUGGCCAUCAGCACUGACAACUGGUACGAGACGGACGCGAGGAGGCACCGGGAACGCUGCAAGAAUUAUUCAAACAAAAGAAACGACCCUGGUUAUAUCUACAUCUCCAACAACAACCUUCCACUUCGCAUGUUGCCAAAGGAGAAAAAUGUGGAGAGGAGGGGCUCCAGUGUCAGCGGCGAAAUGCUGCUGCGGGCUAAGCGGCACUUCUUGCCUCCUGCCCCGGCCAUGGAGUCCCUCUGCAGUCGGCAGUACAACUCCACCAUCACCGGACUGUGGAGAAAGUGCCACCGGGAGGGAUUUGACUUGGAGACGGAGGAUUUGAUCUUUAAAGGAUUGGUUCCGCGCUGCACUCCAAUAAAAUACUACUACUCAUCAUCAGUGCUGCCCAGAAACCUGCCAAUCAAUCUGACGAAGACAAUAAGGCAGGAUGAGUGGCACGCGCUCCACCUCCAGCGGAUGACUGCCAGUUUCAUUGGCAUGGCCAUAUCCAUCAUCCUGUUCGGCUGGACCAUAGGCGUGCUAGGCUGCUGUAAGGAGCAUGAUCUGAUGCAGUAUGUCGCUGGACUUCUUUUCCUCAUGGGAGGGACAUGCUGCAUAAUCUCCCUUUGCACAUGCGUGGCUGGGAUCAACUUUGAACUGUCCCGCUACCCUCGAUACAUGUUUGGGAUACCAGAGGACAUCAGUCACGGUUAUGGCUGGUCCAUGUUUUGUGCGUGGGGUGGACUGGGCCUCACAUUGCUGGCUGGUUUCCUGUGUACACUCGCUCCUUCCCUCUACCCUCCACACACCCCUGUGGUGCACAAGCCCAGGCAGGAGAACGGCUGCGUGUGACAGGCCGCCGCACAUCUAAAAGACACCUGUCUCAUCCUGAAACAGUGACGAGCCCUGUUCCAGAGACAGUUUCACCCAGGGACUCAGAGCAGAGAGAGAGAGCCUUCACACAGCUUGGCACAGAGAAAGCACACCGGCUCUCUAGCUCACAUGAAAAUGAAAGAGGUUGACAUUUGACUGAAGACGAUUUCAGUUCCUCUGGUGCUUUUUUCUGUCCCUCUUUAUGAACGAACUGUUCAGUGUUAUUGCUUGCUCUUCGGGAGGAGAAUAAUUAUACAAAUUUUCUUCAUGUAAAAUCUGCUAGUUUGAGAAGAAAAAAAAAAAAAGACACACUGGCAGAAGAUCAAUAGCACAACUUUGAAAUCUGUAUUGAAGAACAAACUAUGGAUGUGUACUGUCACAUUUCAAAGGGCAACUGUGUAUCAUUAUGUACUCAUUCAAAAACAAGAUAUGUACAUGUACUUUUUGAAUUGUAUGUAUGCAGAUGCAUUUGUGUUUGUUCAAGGAAAAAUAUGAGCAUUAAGGCCAAACUGUGUUUGAGGGAAAUGUUUUGUUGUUCUUGAGGUCUUACACCCAUCAAAAUAUUUUUGAAAAAUAAAACAGCCAUGCAAAACUUUA